Molecule: messenger RNA, 1328 nt
Organism: Papaver somniferum (opium poppy)
Lineage: Eukaryota; Viridiplantae; Streptophyta; Magnoliopsida; Ranunculales; Papaveraceae
Product: probable xyloglucan endotransglucosylase/hydrolase protein 32
Exons: 4
Coding region: 56-979 (307 amino acids)
Biological process (GO): cell wall biogenesis; xyloglucan metabolic process
Cellular component (GO): cell wall; apoplast
Molecular function (GO): xyloglucan:xyloglucosyl transferase activity; hydrolase activity, hydrolyzing O-glycosyl compounds
Source: RefSeq, a predicted model, not a curated record
CCCUAUACCUAUUACAGCUCUUACUUACACUUGAGUAACAUCUACACAACCAACAAUGUCUUCUCCUUCUUCAUUCACCAGUGCAAUUCUCCCCUUUAUACUUUCUUUCUUUAUCGUCACAGCAUUUUUCAUGGUCCCUUUAACCAGUGCACAACCUUCACCUGGAUUCUCCCCUAGUUCCAAAUUUAGGAAUAUAGGCUUUUUCCAAGGCUUUAGAAAUUUAUGGGGUCCUCAACAUCAAAGAGUCGAACAAAAUCAAUUAACCAUUUGGCUUGAUAGGAGCUCAGGAAGCGGAUUCAAGUCAACUCAAGCAUUCCGGUCGGGUUACUUCGGAGCCGCGAUCAAGCUCCAUCCUGGUUAUACGGCAGGAGUCAUAACAUCUCUUUAUCUUUCCAAUAACCAAGCUCGUCCGCGAGACCACGAUGAAGUUGAUAUCGAGUUUCUUGGAACGACACCGGGAAAGCCGUAUACUCUGCAGACAAAUGUGUAUGUAAGAGGAAGUGGAGAUGGAAGUAAGAUUGUAGGAAGAGAAGUGCAGUUUAAUUUGUGGUUUGAUCCAACUGCAAAUUUCCACCACUAUGCUAUUCUCUGGUCUCCUAGAGAAAUCAUAUUUUUGGUAGAUGAUAUUCCAAUAAGGAGGUACAAGAAGAAGAGUGAUGCAACUUUUCCUUUGAGACCAAUGUGGGUAUAUGGCUCAGUAUGGGAUGCAUCAUCAUGGGCUACAGAAGGUGGUAAAUACAAAGCCGAUUACAAAUACCAACCAUUCUAUGCAAGAUACACGAAUUUCAAACUUAGUGGUUGCCCUGAGAAUGCACCAAACUCAUGUAGUGCCGUCUCAGCUUCGCCAAAUCCGGCCGGUGGAUUGAGCCGUCAGCAGAACUUGGCUAUGCAAUGGGCUCAAAAGAACCAUAUGGUUUAUGACUAUUGCAAGGAUUCAACAAAAGAUCAUUCUGUUACACCAGAGUGUUUCAUGGCUUAGUUCUCUUCACCAUAGCAAGUCAUAUUUGCUUCCCUUGGUCUAUCUAAAAAAUACAUACGAAAAUCAUCAUAUACCUGCAAUUCUGUAUCAAUCAUAUACGUAAACCAGUUCUUGGAAAUUCUUGGGAUGGGUCCAACUUGUUGAAGAGUUGUUAAGCGUCCAAGACUCCGAAGACUUUAUACUUUUUUUUUUAAUGUUUUUAUUUUAAUGUGUAACUAUUGUUGUGUGCAUUAUUAUAAAAAGAAGUGGUGUGUAGUCUUACGAAUCCGAUCAUCUAUUUCGUCAUCCCACGGCACGGAUCGAUCGGUUAUAUAUUGUAUAUAGACGUCCGUCGGAUUGUUGAUUUUCU